This is a messenger RNA of Diachasma alloeum, 18547 nucleotides long. RefSeq names its product microtubule-associated protein futsch. Bases 409 to 15483 code for a protein of 5024 amino acids. NCBI's taxonomy places the organism in Eukaryota, Metazoa, Arthropoda, Insecta, Hymenoptera, Braconidae. Gene Ontology annotation, biological process: axonogenesis; dendrite development; microtubule cytoskeleton organization. The transcript is spliced from 7 exons. The record is from RefSeq and is a predicted model, not a curated record. Gene Ontology annotation, molecular function: microtubule binding; actin binding. Gene Ontology annotation, cellular component: neuronal cell body; microtubule; microtubule associated complex.
UGUGAGCUGCUGCCAAGGCUUCCUUUCUUUCGACAGUCGAGCUGUGCUAUACACCCCGAAAAAUUCAUAAAAUCUCGUAUUACGUAGGAGUAUUCGAAUUGUUCUCAUGUCCAAUCGUUUUCCGUCGAAUUUACUUUGAUUUAACAAUUAACAAGUUUAAAAGCCCUCAUUUAGUUUCAUUGCAAGGGUUUAACGUCUCUCGAAUUCCUGGUGCAUCAAUCCCUCCAGCGGUGAAGAUUCUACAGGACUAUCGGCGUUGUGACGGUUUUUUUUUUAUAAUUAGGGUUAAACAGUUUUUAUAUUGAGAGUUAAUCUUUCCUCACUGCUUCGCUUAUUUAGAACAUAUUGGAAUUUUUUUGUGCAAGAGUUGGGUAAAAUUCACGUAGAAGAUAUACCAAUUUUUUUGGUAUGAGUACAAUGGACCCUCCAAAGAGUGAAGGUGAGCCGGAAAAACCUGCUAUACCAGCAGCAAUGGUUGGUACACCAACGACAGGAUCUCAACAUCCACCACCGUCACCCCUAAGCGGGUGUUACUUACUUGUCGUUCUUCCUGAGCCUCAUAAUGCACAGCACAAAGAUCUCAUUCUCAAUCGAAUUGCCAAAGGGUUUUUGUCGUGGGACAAAGACAACUGUCAUGUCGACUUGGAGAAGGAACUUCAAGCUUUGGUUGCUCAAGCACCCGAGGGUGAAGAAGCUAGAAAUGGUGAACGAUUGAUUCAAUACGCAACUGAGAAUCUCGUGACGGAAAUUUUAAUUCACCCGCAGUCAAAUACAUUACUUCAAUGCAUUCGAAAUUUACUCGCUAGUUUCACGAAGCAUCGGCACAUCAUUCACGCCGGCUAUACGUUCAGUGAGAAUGGUUCCUGGAUACUGCAGGAUGGAACCUUCAGUCUUGCUGACUUUUUGGACGCAUUUAACGAGCACGAUGUGCAGAGAGUGCUUCGAGCUUAUGAAAAUAGCGUAACUGUCGACAUUAAUUGCGCAGCCAUUGGCGAAUGGUUAAUGCAGCGUUUAUCCAAGGAACCCUGUAUUAGGUCCUGUAGAGUUCGACUAAACCCCGACGAUGUGUUAACAGCGGGCGUUCCCGCAAUAACAAGUUUUACGAAUUACAUCAGCCAGUAUCUAGUGCCACUAGCGCUGGACCAACUGAUGCAACCAUCCGAUGUGGUUGGCAAUAUUCGAUUCAGUCAUCCAACGUUGUACGUCUUCCCUGGUGGUCAGGGUGAUGCAGCCCUCUUCGGAAUUAACGGUUUCAAUAUGUUGGUUGACGGUGGUUUCGCCAGGAAAUCAUGCUUCUGGGAUUUCACUAGACAUUUAGAUCGCCUCGAUGCUGUCUUAUUAACGCGCAUGAAUAAUAGCAACGUUGGGGGUAUGUCUAGUGUUCUCCGCAAGAAACGAGAGAUGCAAGUCUAUCCUCAAAUUGGUCACUUUUUCUGCAAUCUCGUCGAGCGGAAACAUUCUAAUUCGCCGGAUGGAGAUAAAGAUCUUGAUCCAUUGAUUUUGAGUCUAACCGAAUUGGGACAAGAGAUGAUGCUUAAUCUCAAGCACAUAAAUCUCCGGCCGCAUCCGUGCUACAGAGACCCUGAGCCAAUAAAUCUUUAUCAUAAAGUUGGCCAUGGCACUCUAGACAUGUAUGUCUUGAGUCCUACUAAGGACAGCCGGGAAGUACGUGAAUUCCUGUCGAAGUGGAAUGCAGGCGACUGGAAAUUAUUCGCUGGUUCACACAAGAAAGACUCAAAUAACUUGACAUUUCCUAUUCAAAAUCUAGUAUCAAUAUGUGCAUUAUUAGUAUGGCAGCCUGCCAAUCCCGAGGACACGAUAACAAGAAUACUAUUUCCAGGUAGUACGCCGCAGCACAAAAUAUUUGAAGGCAUUGAACGUCUGAGGCAUCUCGAAUUUCUCAAGCAUCCAAGGUGCACGGCAAAAAGCAUAUCACCCUCGGCUUCGUUAGUUGCACUCAAGGAUAAACCAAUGAAGAUCCAGAAGAUGAGUCUGAUGGAUAGAGAAACUAAACGUGCUAUGGAAGCACGUAAGGUUAAGCGUGAAGAGGAAACCAAACAGAAAAUUGAAUUGACCCAACCAGAAAAGGCUGAGGAAAAACCGAAACCCAUUCCGAAAAAGCGAGAAAUUGUUGAGAACAAGAAAAUUGAGGGUGAUAUCAAAGAGGAUGGUGUGAAAGACGCCAAGAAAAUCGAUAAGGAAUUGAAGGAUGUUAAAGAGACGAAGAAAAUUGUUAAAGAUGAUGUUAAAAAGACUGAAAUGAUAAAAACUAAACCGGAAACUGAGAAGACUGCGGCAAUCAAAGAAACGAAACCCAAACCCGAGCGCAAGGAGAAAAAAAUUACUAAGGAACCAGCCCAAAAAAUUUCACUUCCGAAAACAAAGCCUGAAGCAACAACUGAGAAGAAGACGAAAGCACCCACACCGAAGAAAAUGGUCAAUGGAGUAUCACCUAAACCCGAGGACAAGGUGAAGACAGCAGCAAUAACAAAAUCAGCACCGAAGGCAGCAACUAAAAUUUUGCCAGCUGCUGCACCAAAGAGUGCUAAAGAUGCUAAUAAUCGAAAAGUAGUUGAGCAGAAAAAUAUCGAGAGAAUGAGUAUGUCAAAGGCUCCGGCUAAACCAAAAGCCCAACCUGCUCCGCCCUCGGAGAAGAAAGCUGUACCACGUAGGCCAAAACCCAGUGGAAGUCCCAGCAAAGCAAAAUUCAUUGCGGGUAGUCCAAUAAAAUCUGCAAAAAGCACUCCAACAGCCUCCGUAAAAUCUGAUAAAGAUGGAGUGAUGAGGAAAAUAAAGACGGAAAAAGGCACUGCGGAUUCAUCAACUGUAUCAACACCAUCAGCAAUUGAAAUUGAUUCAAUGAAUAAAUUCACUGACAAAUGUUUGACAGAGAAAUCAGAGGACAUGUCACUAGAUUCAAUUGAGUCCAAGGUUCUGGCAGAUCUUAAAGAGGAACGCCAAGUGGUUGAGGAGAUUGAGGCAGUAUUACAGAAAGCUGAGAGAAUUGAAGUAGCAAGAAAGGAGAGUAGGAUCGAAGGCGAGGAUGAGGUUACAGGGGAUGCUACUGAUAAAAAGGAUAUCACCGAAGACAUGACUGAGGACGAUGUCACCGCUGACAUUGAUGAAGUACCACGAAAAUCACCAAUUAGGAAAGCGAGUCAGGAGCAAUUGACUGAGGAGGAGGAUGAGUACCUCAUUAUUGAAAAGGAGGAGGGUGACACCGAAGAUUCCGUGCACAGUGGUGAAACUGAGCACAAGCAUUUAUUGGAUGCUGCUCAAUCCGAGAAAGAGAAAAUUCUCAAAGAUAGUGAGGAGUACGACGAAAAAGAGGUGGUUGAUGAGGAGGAAUUGGAGCCUGACGAAUUGGAAGAAGAAGAGGAGGACGAGGUAGAUGAAGAGGAGGACGAAGGUGAGGAGAAAGAAAUGGCUGUGGAAAAGGGUAUUAUAGAGGAGCGUGAGAAGAGUGAUGAUGCAUCUGAAAAGAAAUCUCAUCCGGAAGUAGAAAAGACUCCGGAUAAAGACACCACACCACUGGCGGAGUACAAAGAGCAGCUCGAAGAGGAGAUGAAAGGUAUAAUAACAUCAGCAACGGAAAUUCUCCAGAAAACAGAGGAGAAAGAGGAUUCAGGCAAGAAAGAUAGUGAGGAUAUAACAAAAGAACCAUCCAGUUUGAGUCCGGAGAAAUUGGAUUCUUCGGAGAAGAAAACAACGGAUACCGAUGUAAAACCAGAAGUUGAAAAAACAAAAGAGAAAAUGGAGGAAUCUCAAGAGCGUAUAUCAACAAUCGAGUCAGGUGCUACUACUACUGCACCGACGUUGCCUGAAGACGAGAGAAUUUCCGUGGAUGCUGCGAAGCCACCAACAACUGAAAAAACUAUUGAAGAUAAGAAAGCCGAGGUUCCACAAAAACCCAAAGAGAUUAUGCCAUUGACGACCGAACCGAGUGAAGUGAAACCUGAGGUACGCAUGUUUAAUGUACGCCAGGGCCCUCAAGUACUUCAGAGAGACAUCGUUAAAACCCCCGAUGAAGUAGCGGAUCUCCCGGUGCACGAGGAGGUUGAUCCAAAGCUCUAUAAAAUGGAAGACUUUGAGAAAUCAAAAGAUGAGAAAGCUCAAGUGCCAGUGAGUGCUCCUCAAGAACUGAAAGAAUCACCAAGUAAAGAGCAAAAAGGUGUGCUUGGCUUCUUUGGUAAAGUUGCGGAUAAAUUUGAAAGAGGAAUGGACAAGUUGACCGGAAAAGGAAGGAGAGAAUCGGAAAAAGAUAUUGACGAGAAAUCUUCAUCCAAAUCAGGUUCUCCCAAAGAAGAGGUUCACCAUGAUGUAGCACCUGCUGCUAUUUCUGAAAUCCAUCUCCCCAAAACUGAUGAGAAAGAGCAAGAACAGGAGCCUGAAAAACCCGCGGAAGCUACAAUUCCGACAACUGCUCCACCAAAAUCUUCUCAAUCAGAGGAAAGGAAUACGGAAAUUCCACUCGAUGGCCUACAAAAAUCAACUGAAGCUCUUGACGACUUGGAGGAUGCAGAUGGCGUUGAAGCUCUUCUCGAGGAAGCCUCCAAGAAAUUUAAAACUGUGAAAGACAGUCUCCGCGAUUCCCUCGAGUCUUUAGAAGAAAAAAUCGUUGAAGAGGAAUUCAAACGAGCUGCACAACUCGCUGCAACUACCAAGGAUGAGGUUAAAGAUACUCUUGAUGAAGUUGUUGAAAAAUUAGAAGAGAUUCAACCGCAGAUGCAUGGCAUUGAAGUAAAUGAGAAAGAACCUGAAAAAGUCCACUUUGUUGUUCCUGCAGAUGAUGAAGAAGAAGAGGCUACUGACCUAGUUAGAGAUAUGAAAGAGGCUGUUCGCGAAGUAGGUGAGGUAUUAGCUGGAACUGCAGGUAUUGUUCUUGAUGAGAAACCCAAAGAUGUCACCGAAAUUGUCAAAAAAGUCGCAGAAGUUUUGAAGGAAGAUGACUUUUUGUUCGAAAAGGCCCUUUUCGAAACGUCGGCUAAAAUCCCUACUCAGAAAGACGAAAUUGAAGAAGUAAUAGAGAAGAAAGCUUCUCCGUUACUGGAAUGCAAAGAGGAACCUUGCAUCAAGAAAACUGUUGCAGAAGAACCUGCCAUUCCAGAUGGCAAAGAACAAAUUUCAGACAAAACUGAUGCAAAAGCUAUUUGCGAAGAUUUAAUGAAAGAUAUUGCCCCAGCCCACCCUCCGGAACAUAGUACCACUGAACACGAGGGAAUCGAUGUUAUGGAAGCAGGUGUUGAAGAAGUUUGUCAAAAAAUUGCAGUGCCUGAACGCGAACAAAAACACGAUUCUCCAGAGCAAGAUUUCAAAGAAGAGAGACGUGAUUCAGUGGAAAUUGAACCAACCCAAAUUUCACUUGAACAUAAGAUAGCUCCUACUACUGCCGAGUACGUCAUGGUAACACCGGAUUCAGUUCCACCAUCUCCAAAAUUCCCAAAUGAAAAACUUCAGAGCCACAUUGAAAAGGAGAUGAUUGUUUCAAAUUUGCCAAGACCAGGGCUUCCAACGGAAGUUCAAAGCAUUAUCGAAUCUGCCAAAAAUAUUGAUGAGAUAAUUGAGCAGCUAGUUUUCAUCAGGAAUGAGAAAAUUACCAUUGAAAUAAUUGAAUACAUAAUUUUAAUUAAGCGAGUUCCUAGGGAACAAAUUAUUCACGUUAUUCAGGAAAUAAUCAUGAAGAAAAAAGUGCCACAGGAGAGUGUCGUUGUUGAUGCCAAUAUUCUACUGUUAGAUGAACAAACCAAGAAAGAUAUUGUUGAAUUGGAUGAGAAGGAGAAAAGCGCCGAUGCGAAGGGCGAAUCUCCAAAAGACGAGGAUGACUCAAUAGUUACGGAUAAAAACCGAUCUGACGUGGAAUCAGAAAUAUUGAACGAAUAUUUAGCUAAGAAUAAGAAGAUAACGCAAACCAUUAUUGACGAAAUUCAUGUUAGACAACGAGUUCCUAUAUAUGUUAUCAUUGAGAUUAUAGAAUACAUAAUAAUUCAAAAGAAAUUGCAGAAGCAAUCGCUUGUGGACAUCAAUGACGCAACUUGGGAGAAAUUGAAGUCAGACGCCGCAAGCGAGGGAGAAGAAGAAGAAGGGAAGAGUGUAGAUGAAGAUCAGCAACUCGAAGAUUUCAUCAUUGUUCCAUCGGCAGAAGAAGUGGAAAAUAUCCAUCGCGCCGAAUCUGACAUUCUGGACAGUUAUGUUGCUAAGGGGAAGAAAUUUACGCGGGAAAUUAUUGAAGAAAUACACGUAACGCGAAAAAUCCCUAUUUACGUAGUGAUUGAAAUAAUUGAAAAAAUUAUCAUUACGAAAAAAUUAUCGAAAAAUUCAGUCGUUGACAUUCCCGAAGCGAUUUGGAAUGGUAUGAAAUCCGAGGCAUUGAAAGAGGAAAAGCUUACUUCGGAGAAGGUUCAUGAUGGUUUCGAAGCUGUCGAACAAGAGUAUAAAUUUUUGGAGAAGGAGAAGAAAAUUGAGACAGAUCAAAUGGAACGGGAAGAGGCUUUGGAGGAUGAUACCAGUGACGUCAUAGAAGCCGAUGAAAAACUCAUCGACAAAUCAUUGAGGGACAAACCCCAAGCAUCUGUUACUGAAAAAACUAUUACAGAACCAGAGGAGAAAAAAUUCGCCGAGGAUCGAAAAUUAUCAGUGGCAGAGGUUCAAAAGGGAGAUGCUAGUGAACCACAUCUUACAAAAGAAACUACUGCCCUUCAGUCAGAAGCAGAUGAGGAAUCAUCAACAGUCCGACGAAUGAUCGUUACAACAACUAGUGAGGAUGGUGGUGACGAAAUUGUCAUCUGUCCAACUGGCAGCAUAACUUUCGCUAAAGCAACCACUCCUGAAGAUUCUCUGAAGGGCUCUCCAAUAAAAACUGAACCAGAUAAAGAUUCGUUGCAUUCACAUGAAAGUACUCCGGAGAAAGACAGCGUUUCGACGAAGGACAGCCUAGACAAAUCUCCUACGAGCAUUCGAGAUUCACAAACCUUGGAUGACAGCAUCGAAAAAUCUAAAGCUGAAGAGAAGAAGAUUUCCAAAGCGCCUUUACCCGAGAAGGCCAUUAAAGACCUGCAUCUUGAUCAACUCGAUAAGGAACCAUCAGAUUUUGAUAAAAUUGAAGAUGUCUCACCAGCAGAGAGUGUUUUUGCCGAGUCUCCAUUGAAGGAAUCUUCGAAAAGCGAUGUAGUUGAUGCCAAACCCAUUUCAGACGAAAAAACACUCCAACAAGUACCGAAACAGGAAGAAAAAGUCUCACCGUCUGCAGAACAAGAACCUACACCGAUCAAAGACACGAUGGAAAAAGAAAAAAUGGAAGUGGUUCUCGAUAAAUCAAGAUCUUCCAGUAUUGGAUCCCUAACUCAGGAUGAGAUGACGCCUGCGCCGAUAGAUACCUCAAUAAAAGAUGCUCCUCCAAGUCAAGAACUAAUUGUCAAAACUGAUGGAAAAGAUAUUGCUCACGAGACGAGUGUAACACCAAUUACAGCACCAAGUUCAGAUGUUGCAGAUUCGACCCUUAGAAAAAAAAGUGUAGUGGAUACAGAAAAAGAAGAAAUUGUGCCACUAGUAAAAACAGAUGCUGGUGAGGAAACAGAGACAACUGCAACGGUCGUCCCAAGCGAUAAAGCUCUCGAACUAAAAAUUGAAGAUAAAACAAUAGAAAGAAAAUCCCCCAGCCCAGGUCCAGAAGCAGGAAAAUCUACUGCAUCUCCUGAUAUGGCAACAACCAAAAAAGAAGAGGAAGGAGUGAAGGAAUCAGGUUCUAGUCGCGCAUCUUCACCUAUUUCUAAAGAAAGCCCUGUCCCUAAAGAAGAGGGAAAACUGGAUGGCCCGUCAGACAAACUGGAUGAAAAAGAGUCUAUCAAAUCACCACCUUCUCCGGUGGUUUCAUCACGGCCGAUUGAAAAAUUAGGAGAAAACAAAUUCAUUGAAGCGAUUGAGAAAGCGCCAAGCAUGGGUGUUGCAGAAUUGAAAACAGAAAAAGUCACUUCACCACUUCGAAAAGCAAGUAUUACAUCGGAAAAGGACGAUGAAGAUAAGAAAUCAUCUACACUUGACACAUUGGAUGACCAAAAAUUAGUGGAGAAAGAUAAGAUCGACGGAAUUGCCGAUAGUAAAUCGCCAACAUCGCCAAAGGACAUUUCUCCAAUGAAAGAGGGUGGUUCGACUGCAGGAAAAGAUUCUUUGGAUGCUACUGUGGAAACUACAACUCAAGUUUCAGUCAUUCUCGAUAAAUCAUCAGCACCAUCUGAAGAGCAUGUAUCUCCCGAUUCAAAAGAACCUGACACUGUCAAGGAUGAUAUCAAACAUGAGGAGAUUGGAACAGAUGCCCAGGAAAAAUCACCAACUCCAAGUCCUACAAAGAUCAUGUCCUCAAAAUCAUCUAGGGAGACUUCACCGAUCCGUAAACAAAGUUUACUCAUUGGAUCUGCAGACACCAAAACUGAUAUUGCAACUGAUGAUAGAAAAUCACCCGUUUCAAGCGUUGGAGAUGCCAGAUCAACAAAAUCAUCUAGGGAAGUCUCUCCAGUUAGGAAAGAAAGUCUUGUUGUUGAGGGUGACGUUAAAACUGAGGUAGAUGACAAAAAAUCUCCAGCCCCGAGUAUAGCUGAUGGAAGGUCACCAUUAUCUUCGCGCGAUGUUUCACCAUUGAGAAAAGAGAGUUCAGCUGUUGAAAAACUUGAUGAAAAAGUAGAAAAAACCGGCACACUAUCACCUACUGUGACCUCACCAUCUCCAGUCAGAAAAGAAAGUAUUAGCCAUGAUAAAGAAGAAAAGACGCUUGAAGCAGCUACGAAGCCAGAUGAGAAGGUUGCGCCAAGUCCAGUUGGUUCCAUUUCUCCAAUUCAGAAAGCAAGCUUAACUGUUGAUGAAAAGGUAUUGCCAAGUGCGGUUCCAACAGAACAUGAAGAAAAAAUAAUUGAUUCUGAACAUUCUCCAAAAUCGGCCGGAGGAGUUUCACCAAUUAGGAAGAAGAGUAUUGGAAAAUUAGAAGAUGCAAGGGUUGAAACAGGAAUUGACAGAGCAUCUCCAAGUCCUGCCGAGAGUGUCAAAAGCCCAGUGUCUCCACGAGAUACAUCUCCGAUGAGCAAAGAAAGUAUUGCCGUUGAAGAAAAGGAGUCAGCGAGUCCGCGCCUAUCUAUGGACAUCACAUCUGAGGAGAAAAUUGGUGAUGGGAAAUCACCUAGUCCUCUUGCUGCAAGUAUCAAAUCUUCAACAUCUCCAGGUGAUACUUCACCAAUUAGAAAGCAGAGUUUAGUAUCUGAUAAGAAAUUGCCAACGAGUGAUUUGGAGGAGGAAUCAGUUGAUUUAAAAUCUGGAGAGGUUGGAAUCGAAAAGAAAUCGCAGAGUCCUGUCACUGAAAGUCGCAAGUCCUCAGUUACUCCUCACGAUUCUUCAAUCGAAAAAGAAAGUCUAGUUUUGGAGGACAAAAUAUCAACUCCCAGAGCGUCAGUUGACUUGAAAUCUGAAGACGUUGCACUUGACAAGAAAUCCCCCAGCCCUGUAAUUGAAUCUUCAAUAUCUCCACGGGAAACUUCGCCAGCUCGGAAAGAAAGUAUAGCGAUGAGUGAAAAAGGAACUGCAAGCCCUAGGCCAUCAAUUGAUAUCACAUCCGAAGGAAACCUUCUCGAUAAGAAAUCACCAAGUCCUAAAUUAGCAUCCCCUCGUGAUACCUCUCCUGCUAAGGAUACUCAUUCUUUGAUUGAGGAAACAAUUUUAUCAACUCCAACCACGAUAAUUGAUUCCAAAACUGAUGAGCAUCGUGAGAAGGCAUCCAGCCCCGAAGACAAAGUUUCGAUCAGCAGUACUCCGAGGGCCUCUAUGGACAUCAAACAUGAAGAGGCAACUACCGAUAAGAAAACGCCUAGCCCGGAUGAAAAAAUCUCAAUCAGUGAUACUCCAAAGGCAUUCAUUGACAUCAAACAUCAAGAGGGGACGGCUGACAAGGAAACACCUGUUCCCGGCGAAAAAGAAGAGAUUGUUGGCGAUAAGAAAACACUUAGUCCGGAUGUAAAAGUUUCAGUUAGUGACACUCCAAAGUCAUCUAUCGAUAUUAAAAUGGAAGAAGGGACUGCCGAUAAAAAAACAUCUGGUCCCGGUGAAAAAGAAGAGAGUGCUGACGAUACGGAAACACCUAGUCCUGAUGCAAAAGUGUCUGUUAGUGACACUCCUAAGGCAUCUAUCGAUAUUAAAAGGGAGGAAGGGACUGCCGACAAAAAAACAUCUAGUCCCGGUGAAAAAGAAAAGAGCGCUGACGAUAAGGAAACAUCUAGUCCGGAUGUCAAAGUUUCAGUUAGCGAUACUGCCAGGGCUUCUAUUGAUAUUAAAAUGGAAGAAGAGACUGCCGACAAAAAAACAUCUAGUCCUGAUGAAAAAGAAGAGAGUGUUGACGAUAAGGAAACAUCUAGUCCGGAUGUCAAAGUUUCGAUUAGCGAUACUCCCAGGGCUUCUAUCGAUAAUAAAAUGGAAGAAGGGACUGCCGCCAAAAAAAUACCUACUCCCGGUGAAAAAGAAGAGAGUGCUGGUGAUAAGGAAAUACCUAGUUCGGAUGUCAAAGUUUCCGUUAGUGAAACGCCCAAGGCAUCUAUCGAUAUUAAAAUGGAGGAAGGGACUGCCGACAAAAAAACAUCUAGUCCCGGUGAAAAAGAAAAAAGUGCUGACGAGAAGGAAACACCUAGUCCGGAUGUAAAAGUGUCCGUUAGUGACACUCCCAGGGCAUCUAUCGAUAUUAAAAUGGAAGAAGGGACUGCCGACACAAUAACACGUAGUCCCGAUGAAAAAGAAGAGAGUGCUGGUGAUAAGAAAAUACCUAGUCCGGAUGUCAAAGUCUCAGUUACUGACACUCCCAAGGCAUUUAUCGAUAUUAAAAUGGAAGAAGGGACUGCCGACACAAUAACACGUAGUCCCGAUGAAAAAGAAGAGAGUGCUGGUGAUAAGAAAAUACCUAGUCCGGAUGUCAAAGUCUCAGUUACUGACACUCCCAAGGCAUUUAUCGAUAUUAAAAUGGAAGAAGGGACUGCCGACACAAAAACACCUAGUCCAGAUGAGAAAGUCGAAGUUAGUGAUGCCCCAAGAGUAUCUAUUGAUCUCAAACAGGAAAAAGAGGCUGCCGACAAGAAGUCACCUAGUCCAGAUGAAAAAGUUCCAAUUAGUGGUACCUCAAGGGCACCGAUCGAUAUGAAAUUAGGGGAAGAGACUAUCGACAAGAAGUCGCUUAGUCCAGAUGAAAAAGUUCCGAUUAGUGAUACUCCAAGGACAUCUAUUGACAUCAAACACGAAGAGGAAACUGGUGACAAGAAAACUCCUAGCCCAGAUGAAAAAGCUUCAAUUAGUGAUACUCCAAGGGCAUCUAUUGACAUCAAACAGGAACAGGGAACUCUCGAAAAGAAAACUCCUAGUCCGGAUGAAAAAGUCUCAGUUAGUGGCACUCCAAGGGCAUCUAUCGACAUCAAACACGAAGAGGAAACUGCCGAUAAGAAAACUCCUAGUCCGGAUGAAAAAGUCUCAAUUAGUGAUACUCCAGAGGCAUCUAUUGACAUCAAACAUGAGGAGGGAACCCCUCAGAAGACAUCUAGCCCAGAUGAAAAAAUCUCCAUUAGUGGUACACCUAGGGCAUCUAUCGAUAUCAAACUAGGAGAAGAGGCUAUCGACAAGAAAUCAUCCAGUCCAGAUGAAGAAGUCUUGGUUAGUGGUACUCCAAGGGCAUCUAUUGAUACGAAACACGAUGAAACUGCUGAUAAAAAGGCAUCUAGCCCAGAUGACAAAAUCUCGAUUAGCGGUAGUCCGAAGAAAUCUAUUGACAUCAAACACGAAGAGGAGAUUGCCGACAAGAGAACGCCUAUUGCGGAUGAGAAAGUCUCGAUUAACGGUACUCUAACGGCAUCUAUUGAGAUCAAACACGAAGUGGAGACUACUGACAAGAAAAAGCCUAGUCCAGAUGAAAAAGUCUCGCUGACUGACACUCCUCGGGCAUCUAUUGACGUCAAAUCAAUAGAGGAAACUAGUUUAUCUGGAGGGUCUCCAAUCGCUCUGUCACCAGUCAGGAAAAGGAGUAUAUCGGAGCAGUUUGACGGAAAAGAUGGAAAACAUAUUGAUGAGAAAUCGUCAGUCAGUGCCGCCACUACUAAAGAAAGCAUCAUCCUGGAAGACAAGCAAGUAAUUGAGACUUCAAUUUCAGCGAAGCUCCCAGGAGAUGCAACGGAUGUUAAAAUACACGACCAGAAAUCACCAAGUCCUGGUGAUGUUGCUCUAAAAUCAGCAACGUCUUCACGAGGUGUCUCUCCAGUCAGAAAGGAAAGUUUAGCUGAGGUACCCCAACACCCAGAAGAAACAGGAAAAGAUUUAAAAUCCUCGGCAUCAUCUCGCGAUGUUUCUCCAGUCAGAAAAGAAAGUCUCAUCCCGAAAGCGGAUGGGAAAUCUACGGAAUCCAGUGCAAUCAUUUCACCAGCCAGAAGAGAGAGCCCAACUCCAGAUGCAACGGAUACGUCUGCCGUUACAUCAACUCUUUCUCUCAAGAUAACAGAAAAACUAGAAGACGACAAAGUAAGUGAAAAAUCCUCGGGUUCAUCCCAAGCGACUUGUUCAGCCAGAAAAGCAAGUUUAGAAGGAAAAUCUGUAGAAUCAUCAGGGCUGAUCCUGCAAAAGCCAGAAGACAUAAAAGUUGAUACAAAAUCACCAUCACCUCCUAAAUCUCCAGCGCCGUCAGACCCAUCUAGUCAACGCAAAGACGAUGGUUCACUUGCGAAAGAUCCAAUUGAAAAAGGCUUGGGUAUGCGAUCAAGAUCCUCCAGCAUGGCUUCUGAAAAAUCAACUAUUGAACCAACCAAAGAUGAAAAAGUCAUUGCAAAAGACACAUUGCAUCAAGUAGAAUCAUCCAUUCAUGCCAAUAAAUCCGAAGUUCCUUUGCCAACAGAGUCCUCUCUUCAAAAACCGACACCAGCAGCUGAUAAACCACAGGAUGCAGAAUUUCCAGAAGCACCAUCACGAGACAGAUCUCGAUCGCACAGUCUCUUCGAUACGGGAGAAAAAACUCCCCUUGGUAGAUCUAGAGCAGCAAGUCUUUUCGAGGAUAAAGACGACAUUGUAAAAUCUGUUUCUCGAAAAUCCUCAGGAUUAUCGGAAUUCCAUGAGGAUCACUUCCAACGUGAAGAAGCCGAAGACGAUUUCGAAGUAUCUGAAGCUAAACGUAUCGACAUAGAACGAUACAUAAUGAGCCAAUAUGUAACCAGGAAACGAAAGAUAACAGGAGCAACACUCGAGGAGAUAGUAGCACUCUACGAUGUGCCAAAUUACAUUGUCAUCGAAACAAUUUACGAAAUCUGUGAUAAAAUGAAAAUCCCGAGAGAAUCAAUAAUUGACGAUGUGAGUGUGAUUGACGAGACACAGAUGGAGGUUUCGAAGGGUUUAUCAGAACCUGAUAAGCUGUCACAGAUACCCCACACUACAAGAAUCAACAUUGAAGACUACGUAACACAAGAGUACAUCAUAAAGAAGAAACGAAUUUCCCAGAAGACUCUUCACGAAAUUUCAAUGUCGAAGGGAGUAGACGAGAAUACCCUCUUCAUUAUAAUUGAGUCCAUCAUGAUUGAAAGAAAAAUCCCAAGAGAAAGUCUUCUUGACGAAGAUGCUUUGGCCGCACAUUCGAGUCGAAAAAGUCCAGCCAUCAAAGAAGAACAUGAUGACGAGCAUCAUCCAUUUGAGAAAUAUAAAGAAUCCGUCGGAACAGGCGGUGGGAUUACGCAAUACAAGGAGGAAGGCAUGUCUGGAAAGUCCUCGCCAGAACGUAGGUCCUCGGGCUAUUCAACUCCUGAAGUCAGACACUAUGAUGACAAGUAUGAAAGCCAAUUUCAUAAGGCCUUUGUUGGAGGUAUGACGGAAAUUAGAACUACUCACAUAACGACUUUAUCCGGUAAAUCAACUCCUGAUGUUGGUGCUAGAACCGAAACCCCAGAUUCUCUGCCAGACACUGCAUCCUCCGAUAAAAUGGACAAAGAUCAUUCUGAAGGUGAACCAGUUAUUAUUAAACGUACCGUCGUGACUGAAGUCCCAGAGUAUGAAACUACCAUCAAGAAAACAAUUGUUAAACGAGAGAUAAUAGAAGAAGAUGAUGAUGGAGCGUCUGACGGCCAACCUAGCAUAAUCAGUGGAUUUGAUGACAAAGGAGCGAUGAAAGUCGAUCUUAGCCGGAGUUUGAUGUCCUCCUCUUCAGGAAGAUCAACUCCUGAUAAAAUUCGAGAUUUAUCAGAAGGUAGAUCCAGUACAGACACGCCAGACAGUCUGCGUUCUCACGAAGUCAUAAAGACAACAAUUACAAAAACCCGAACAAUGUCGGAUGAGGGUGAGAUUAUCACAACAACGAAAGAAGUAACAGAAACAACUAAUGAACGGGGUGAAACCGUGGUAGUGGAGGAGAAAGUCGAUGUUAAAACGACUCAAGCAGAGCCUGGAAUGGAGAUUUCUGGGCAUCAUUGGCCUGAACAACGACAUCAUGAGGAUUCAGAGGAAGAUUCACCUCUCUCAGCCACGUCUCAAGUUUAUCAUUACGAAAAGGGUGAUCAAAAGCAUGUAGAGUUCUCGACGGCUGACAUGAGCAGUAGUUUCUACGGAAAAUUACCAGAUGUUCCUCAACCUCGUCACCCUACAGAACCUGUGGGAGAUGACAAGGAUUUCUCUUUCAAAAAGUUUUCACUGGAGAAGCAAUCGGUUGAAGGAGGAGCCGAGCAUAUGACCACUUCACGACAAUUCGCUGAUGUAGCUGAUUACGAUGUUGAUAAAGUACUGAGAGAACAUGAGAAAGAACAUGAGGGAGAUGAUAAACAUGACAAGGGGGAUCCCAUCGGGGGGUGGGGUACCCCUCUGAAACUACCAUCACCCGAACGACCUGAUAAAUUCAAUCUUCGUUCAACCCCAAUUGUCCGCUCAUCAGUGGAUAUGUCGCCAGAUUCUCUGAACUUUGAUGUCAUCAAUGACUGGGGGGAACCCUUGAGACUACCAUCACCAGCUCCAACUGCUGAUGAGGCAUCGAAUAAAACGAUGCCCCCUACUCCGAAGAAAGAGCGCAGACAGCCAAAGAAAAUUGUAGCUGAGAAUAUGAAGAAUAAGAAGCGAUCUGAUAGCCCAGCUAGCAAGGAGAAGAAGAAGGACUCGAAGAAGGUCCAGCCGGUUUAUCUGGACUUGACUUAUGUUCCACAUCAUGGCAACUCUUAUUAUGCCAGUUUGGAGUUUUUCAAACGUGUACGGGCUAGGUACUACGUAUUCAGUGGAACUGAACCUAGUAGAGAAGUUUAUGAUGCACUGCUAGAUGCCAAGAAGACUUGGGAGAAUAAAAACCUCGAAGUGACAAUGAUUCCUACAUACGAUACCGACACUCUCGGCUACUGGGUAGCUGACAAUGAGGAAGCCCUCGCAGCUAACCAUAUUGAUCUGUCACCAUCAGCAUCGCGUUGCACCAUUAAUCUACAAGAUCACGAAACAAGCUGUAGCGCUUAUCGACUAGAGUUCUAGGACAUGUCAGCAUGCUCAGCUCUACUAGUCGAAUUCUGAGCGAAAUUACAUCACCGUCAGACUCUUAAUUUACUUACGAAAAGAAAAAUAAAGAAAACGAAGGGAGAAACAUUUCUCACUCGGCAGGAACUAAUUCUUCAAAGUGGUCUAAUUGUCAUAAAAGAAAAUUCUCUAUUGUCUUGUUGUAACGACAAUUUUUUUUUCUUGACAUAUUAUUCAAUUCCGAGCAGCACAAAAUUAUUGAAUGAAACAGAUAAUCUACAGGCAAAGUAAUAAAUGAAUAAUUACGCGAUCAUUGAAGUUAAAUUUAAGGGAGGAUGAAUUAUGCAAGUGGGCCUUAAGUACUUCCAGUCGUGAUUCUCGAUAAUCUAACAUCUGCCAGUCAUUAAACCGAAAACUUUUUGUUCAAAUUGAUAUGAAAAAAAAAAUCCCGACUGUGAGACAAGUAAAUAAUAUUGUGAUAAAUUGCAGCAGGAGAUUGUGACAUUUAAUAGGAAAACGAAAUACCAUGCUAUAUGCUUUAUUAUUUGCCAUACGGUGGGAUUUAAUCUCUCUGUGCACUUAUACUUAUUGCUUUGAAUUCGUGUUUAUUUUUAGUUUAUCCCAGAUAAUUUUAACAAGCAGUAUCGACAGACUGUAUUAUGUUAAAUUUGGAUGGACGGAAUAGAUUUUGCAGUUGAAUGAAUUUAAGGACAACUGAGUAAAAUCUGCAACAUUCGAAGCCUUUAUUUCAUUCAAUUACAACAUCAAUAAUUCAAGUUUUUCUAGUCACAAAAUUAAUUUACAGCUAAUAUAAUCUAUAUAGCUAUGGUCAAUAUAUGCCUUCCCAUACGUAACUGGAGAAAAAUAUUGGGCAAUGUAUUGUGAAGGAAAUUGUUUAUCGGCUUCCUUAGAGAGUGAGUUUUGUGAUCAAAAACGAAAUUAUCAUAGUUUUAAUCGGCUUAAAAGCUUAUCGAGUUAUUUUAACGUUUAUUAUGCACUGCUUGACAUUUUAUCUGAUAAAAUAUUUAUAUUAAAGUUAUUGAUAUUCAUUUAAAGUAUAUACGUAUUUUAUGAGCAAAAGCUUGGCCUAAUGGAUAAUCGGCUUUUUCUAAAUUGAAAAAAAAAAAAAAAAAAAAUUAUAUGAAAAAUAUAAAAGUGAUAGUUGAUGAAAGUCUAAAAUUUUUUGUUAUUCAAUUCCAUAUAAACAAAAUUAGUUAUAGAGUAUAAUUAAGCACAAAUGCUUAAUAUUUCAUUGCAAUACAGGAUGUGAUAAUGAGCUUAAUAUAAUAGGAAGGAAGGUAAGUAAAACGAAGAACCUUGAUACCUGUUUGUCUUGACGUUGGCUUGACAAAAAGGAUAUGAAUAUAUUGGCAUAAGUUGCCUUAAAAGAUUUAUAUGAAGGGACAAUGAAAUAAUAAAAGGAAGAGAAUCAAAAUAAAGUGACAUAUACGAAUUAAUAAAUGUAUACAUUCUUUUGACAUUCGUUGAUUAUAAAACUGUCUCUAUAAGGAAGCACUCUAAUCGGUAUGGAAUAUUAAUUAUUGAAUCAAACUUUGCGAAUUACUGAGUAUAAUAAAUUCAAAAAAAAAAAUUAAUCACUGUUGUUUUGUUUUAACUUGAAACAUUCAGACUUGGAAAAUGAUGAUUCGCCCUCGACUAUGCCAUAUUACUGAAUUUCCAUCCAAAAACGUUUAAGUGAUUAACCAAAAAUUAAAUAUUAGAUAUUGAUAUACAAUAUUUGCUCGAUUUUGAGCCACUUGGAAAGGAUUUUUCAUUUCUCUCCCGCAUUAACGUGAUUAUUAUUACGACUUAAUAAACAACCCGUCCGUCGAGUCUGCUUUUUUGAGGAACGAUUACAAUUCAACAAAAAAAAAACAUGAAAAACCCACGUAUCUAAGCGGCAAUAAAACAGCAUGAAAACCAAAAAAGUUAAAUGGAAAAAAUAAACAAUUCAAUUUUUGUACUUGUUCUUUGGGCGGUGAUAAUUACUGUAGUGAUGGAACUAUAGACAAAACAUUUGAAAAAAAAAAACAUUCAUAAAUGGGGGCAUAGAUUAGCGUUAAAAUUGGUACGGCAAUUGAGGGAAUAAAAUUAAUGAAAAACAUUUAAAUACUUCUGAUAUCAAUGAACAAUUAUUUAAUAAUAAUAAUAACUAUUGAGCAGGUUUAGAGAGUUUGCAGAAGUACGAUACAUAGACAUCAGGAUAAUUAUCAUCUUUUUCUGAACAAUUACGAGACAGGAAAAAUAUAAUUAUCCUGAUGAUUCUACGAUUUGUGAAUGUGAUGGCAAAUGCUUUUUAUAUAUUGCAUAUAUUGAAUGCAAUUUAAUACUGGAAAUGGUGGGAAAAAUAUGAAACAAUGAAAAUACGACGAUGUCAGAUAACUACAUUUAUCCAUUGUUUAUAAAGAAUAAUUAAAUAACGACCAGCUACCUAGGUAGGAUGUUAAAAUUAUAAAAUUAAUAAAAACCGACGAUGAGAUGAAAAUGAAAUUAUUAAUCAUAAAUGAGAUUUUGAUGAGCUAUUAAUGUAGCGACACGAGCUUUCCCAGAAAAUAAUAUGGAAAAGAGAACAAAAAAAUAUACUAUAGUGUUAGCUAACUGUAAUAAUUAUAGCAGGUGGCACAGAAGAGAAUACAAGUGAAACAUCUGAUGUUUGGUGCCAAUUCCCACAAAAUGUUGAGAAUUUAUUUCCCCAUUAAAGAUUGUAUGUUGAAAAUUGAUUGAUAAAUUCAAACAAAAUAAAGUAACAAUGUUGAACGUCAUUUCUACGAUUUCUGGAAAAUUCAUGGGAAUUUAUAAAGUAAAAUUUCAUUAUCGUAUAAGUCAAUAAAUGUAUGCUUAUUGUCAUUAGAAUCAAUGUUUUCCACCGGUCAUUCGACUCUCAGGGUUGACCAAUGUGUUAUAUUUAUUUGGGAAGCAACGCUAUGAAAUCGAUGAGGGUUUAUGGUGCUAUGGUUAUUAUUAUUAUUAUUAUUAUUAUUUAAUAAAACACUACCAUUACUAAUAUAUGUAAUAGAAAUUGGAAGAAAAGAAAAAUGUUACGCUACAUUAUGAGGAUAAUAUAGUAAAAUAUAUUAAACUA